Molecule: messenger RNA, 3581 nt
Organism: Apis laboriosa (Himalayan honeybee)
Lineage: Eukaryota; Metazoa; Arthropoda; Insecta; Hymenoptera; Apidae
Exons: 7
Coding region: 353-3310 (985 amino acids)
Biological process (GO): transmembrane transport; monocarboxylic acid transport
Molecular function (GO): monocarboxylic acid transmembrane transporter activity
Source: RefSeq, a predicted model, not a curated record
UUCACGUUUUUGUGACAAUAGAAGAAACAUAUUGAAUAUCGAUCGAAAGGGAUUACACGAGUAGAUUCUUGACGAAUUAAUCUUUUAGCGAAUCGACGAUUUUCCAAGGAUCCAUUCUCGUGAGAAACGCAAAACACAGCAAAAUACCAAGAACACUCCUCGUGGGAGAAGAAAGAAGACGGUACGUGCAUGCUGAGGCGAACGACGUUUAGUGACUCGUCCAAGCUCGGCUGGGAAGUCCUUAUGGUAGCUGAGAGGCGUGGACGAUCUUUCCCGAGCGAGAUCCAAGGGUUGAAGGGGUGGCCCCGUCGUUGGAUCCACCCGGCCAACACCUACAUUUAGAAGAACAAAAAUGACCGAUCGUAACGAGAAUUUCUUAUGCAGAACAAUCUCCGACCAAUCCACCACACGCCCCUACAAACCUGUCUACAGUUGGACAAACAACAACAACGAUAUUCGCAGCAACAGCUCCGCGAACCUGAUCGGCAGAAGGGACGGAUUAAGGGAUCAAACGAAUUACCAUCGGUCGAACGCGUUUCAAAGGGAUGAAACGAACUCGAAUUAUCGUCUGCCGAAAAGGGCGCCCAUAGUCGGCUGGCAGAACGGCAGCCCGACUGUUUUUCCAAGCACACCGUGUACCACCCCUGACCCGGAAUCGCUCGACACGAUCGACGAUCUGUCCCGUUCGCAGAGCGUCGCGUCGUCCACCAAAUGUUCCGAGAUAUGUCAAGAUUCCGGGAACACGGAGGACCUGAGCAGCUUGGCGGACGAGAGACUCCUUCAAUCCACGCCUGCCCGCACCAUCGACAGAAGCGUGGAAUCGUUGUCGCCCGAUAAGGACACGUUCCUGACCACGUCCCCGGAAAUCGGGAGAAGCAAGGAGCUGAGCUUGGCCGACGACAUAGAGGACAAGAUCGAUCUGUUGAGCCCUGGAACGGAUUGCACCGAGGACAGGAUAGGCCCUCCCACGCCUCCUCCCCCCGAUUACCUGAUCUCGACGAACCUCGCGAUCGGGCAUAGCCCUACGAACAGAAGCGACGACGAGUCGCGCUCGUUUAAAAGAAGCGAGGAUAAUUUGAGACGGUCCCCGGAGGCAAGGCCGAUAAUUACACCGAAUCCUGGCUACAAGGACGACGAUACGAGGGAUUCUAUCGACUCGGAUAGCGAUUUGGUGGACGAGUUAACUAGCACGGCCAAGGACGAGAAGAGGAAAUCGAAGGUGCCGGACGGCGGAUGGGGUUGGGCGGUUGUGUUGGCUUCUUUGAUCAUAUCCAUGAUAGCAGACGGGGUGUCGUUCAGUUUCGGUCUCCUGUACAUCGAAUUCUUGCAAGAGUUCGGCGCAUCCAAGUUGAAAACAGCUUGGAUAGGUUCUCUGUUCAUGGCCGUCCCACUUUUGUCCGGACCCAUCAUGUCCGCGUUGGUCGAUCGUUACGGGUGCAGGAGCAUGACCAUCGUCGGCGGUCUGAUCUCGGGAUUCGGGUUCAUAUUGAGCUGUUUCAGCACCACGAUUGAGGUAAUGUAUUUGACGUUUGGAGUGAUCGCGGGUCUCGGUCUGGGUCUGUGCUACGUCACUGCGGUCGUGAGCAUCGCGUAUUGGUUCGAGAAAAAGCGGACCCUAGCUGUAGGUUUGAGCGCGUGCGGCACAGGAAUCGGCACCUUCGUGUACGCGCCCAUGACCACGUAUUUCAUCGAGGAAUACGGAUGGAGAGGCACCUGCUUGCUACUGGCGGGCACAUUCUUCAACAUGAUCGUUUGCGGGACGGUGAUGCGCGAUCCCGAAUGGUGGAUCUUGGAACAAGAGAAGCAGAACGGUGCAACACCUAAAAAAUCGAUCACCAAGUCCGAGUGCGACAGAUCGAGCAUCAGCCCCGUGGACGAGUUUCCUGGGAUCGAGGAGCUGAGGAAGAUGUUGAAGAGCAGACAUACGCCGGAAUAUCUGUUGCAAAUUCUCAGCACCACCACGGAGGAUCCGCAAUCGGUCGAUGGAGAUGUUAGAUUCAGAAGCGUGGUUAAUUUGCCUACUUUUGUCAGACAUAAUGAGAAGGUGCCUAUGGAAGUAUUAGAGUCGCUUUCCAGUAAUCCGAGAUUAUGCAAGGUCAUUUUGGAGAACUAUCCUAAUCUUCUAUCCUGUAGAAGUUAUUCGGACAAAAUGUUACAAGAUUCCAAUUCAGAAGUUGGCAAUAAGAGUAUUGUCACAAUGUCUAUGAGAAUCAAGCAAGCACGUGAUGAAUCAAAACAUGACAAUUCGCAUGUAAUAAAUAAUGUUUACUCUGGAUCUGCGUGCAACACUAUAAAAAAUCAUAUAGGUAAAAAAAUAUAUAAAAAAGAAUCAGAAGAAGCUAAUCCUCUUUUAAUUAAAGAACUUGAAAACAUAAGCGAGGGACGAAAAUUAAAAUCUGUGUCUAGACAACACAUAGUAGAAUUAAAUUGUGGACUUAUUAAAACGGACUCGCUUCCGUGGUUAAAAAAACAAUUUAAUACCAACACUCAUUACUUCAAAGAUAUCAGAGUCCAUAGAAAUUCGGUUAUGUAUCGUGGCGCUGCUCUCAAUUUACACAAAUACCGAUUAAGAGCUAGCAGUUGUCCCGAUAUUUAUAGAAAUAGUAUGACUACAUUGGCCAAAGAAAACGAGGAGAAAUGGUACAGCGAAUUAAUAGAUUUACUAAAAGGUAUGAUGGACUUUUCAAUGUUCCUGGAAUUGCAUUUUUUAUUCCUCUCACUGUCAACGAUUUUGCUGUUCACUUGGUUUAUCGUGCCUUACUUUUAUCUUGCCGAACAUCUUACCAGAAACAGUUACACCGAGUCCGAUGCUGCGAAUCUUCUCAGUAUUAUCGGCAUCACUAACACAAUUGGAAUGAUUGGUCUUGGAUGGGCGGGAGAUCAACCUUGGAUGAAUGUGAGCAAAACUUACACUUGGUGUCUGGUUGCUUGUGGUGUGGCAACAUUUUUAAUGUCAACAUUUACUCCUUACUACAAUUUGUUGAUGAUUACCUCAGCAGCAUUUGGCCUCUUCUUCGCGAGUAGCUUUAGUUUUACUCCUGUUAUAUUGGUACAAUUGAUACCUCUGGAGAGAUUCACUACUGCCUAUGGUCUUAGCCUAUUAUGUCAGGGUAUAGGGAAUCUUCUUGGUCCGCCAUUGGCUGGUUGGUUAUUUGAUAUAACGAAUUCGUGGGAUUUAUCCUUUUAUAUGGCGGGUAGUUGGAUUGUUGUUUCUGGAUUAUUGGUGGGGCUUAUUCCGUACACCAAAAAUAGAAAAAUUUGGGGCAAAGGUCCAAUCGAAAUGGAGCGUGAAAGAGACAGUUUAGCUUGAAUUUAUUAUUAAUUAAGUUUCAAUGAACCACUAUUACCUCCAGCAAAAGUAAACAAUCAUUUAUUGUUAUUUCUAUUGUUGAAAGUUGAAAAAUGAAAAAAGAAAGUAUUAUUUGUUGUUAUUUAUUUUUCUUUAAUCUGAUUAUUAUCUUAUUAUGAGAUUUUUUCAUUUCUAUUAGAUAACUAUGAUAGUUAUAUUUUAUAUAUAAUGAUAAUAAUAGUAUUUAUAUAUACUAAUUCGUAAUAACAUGUACUUAUAGAAUGAAACUUAA